CCCAGUUUGACAGACACUUUCCAUUUAACAGUAUAUUUUGUAUUGCGGUUGUGCACAAAUGGACUGAAUACCGAGGUUUGUGCUCUCAGCAUGUGUGCGUGUGCUUUACUUUCACAUUUCAAGUGGCUCAACACGACAUUUUGACAUUAAAAGCUUUUUUAAAAAAUAUUAUUUAGUUUGUAUUUAAUAGUAAAUAUUACAAAAAUAAUCUUUUCCCAUAAUAGCCUAAUGUUUGUGCACACCACUUUUGUGAAAAAAAAUACAUUUUAAUUUAUCCACGCUCAAAUUCCUUGUAGUACCUCUAGCGGCCAGCAAGUGGUGCUCCAACUCCGCCCAUCUCCUUCCGGCGGCAAACUACCUGCAGAGGAGCUUCCGCCACAUUCAAACUCCGAUGCACGCCUGAUUUGCUUUAACUGCUUUCUUCCUGUGACUAAUUAGCACCAAUCUGCCCAUCAUCCACUCUGACAUCGACUUGUUUUACGAGCUUCAGUGUUGACGAGAGACCCCACCGGGCACCGCCAUCAUGCCGCUGAGCUCAAGUUUAUCGAGUAAGAACUACGACUACGACUACGACUCCCUGCAGCCUUACUUCUACUACAACAACGAGGAGGAGGACUUCUACCCGCAGCAGCUGCAGCCGCCGGCGCCGAGCGAGGACAUCUGGAAGAAAUUCGAGCUCUUGCCCACCCCUCCUCUGUCGCCGAGCCGGCGGCCGUCCUUGUCCAGCCUGUACCCCUCCACGGCGGACCAGCUGGAGAUGGUGAGCGAGUUCCUGGGCGACGACGCCGUCAACCAGAGCAUCAUCUGUGACGCCGACUACUCGCAGACGUUCCUCAAGUCCAUCAUCAUCCAGGACUGCAUGUGGAGCGGCUUCUGUGCGGCGGCCAAGCUCAAGAAGGUGGUGUCCGAGCAGCUUGCUUCCUUGCACGCCGUCCGGAAGGAGUCCACCAACACCAGCAGCAGCAUUCCCACGACCAUCACCACCACCAGCAAUGCCUCUGCCGUUUCCUCUGGGGUGGCGGCCACCACUGCCUCUGCCUCUGAGCGGGGCUCUGAGCCUACCGGUGCCGCCACUUGGAAGCUGAGCAGUAGCUACCUGCAGGACCUUAACACCUCAGCGUCGGAAUGCAUUGACCCCUCGGUGGUUUUUCCCUACCCUGUGGCGGAGACGCCUAAGCAGAGCCGGUCCCCUUGUCAGGAUUUGGGACAGGACAUGCCAGCCCACAGCUGCAGCAGCAGUUGCAGCGACUCUGAAGAGGAUGAGGAUGAUGAUGAGGACGAGGAGGAGGUGGUGGAGGAGGAGGAGGAGGAGGAGGAGGAGAUUGAUGUAGUGACGGUGGAGAAGCGGCAGGCGGUCAAAAGAUGCGACCCCGGCCCAGUGGAGAACCGACACCCCAGUCCGUUGGUGCUGAAGAGGUGCCACGUCUCCACCCACCAGCACAACUAUGCCGCCCACCCACCCACCAGGCACGAGCAGCCGGCUGUCAAGAGGCUCAAGCUGGAAAGCGCUGUAGGAGGAGGGGGCGGCGGCUUCAUCGUGAGCCAGAGCCGCGUCCUCAAGCAGAUCAGCAGCAACCGCAAGUGCUCCAGCCCCCGCACGUCCGACACGGAGGACCAUGACAAGCGACGGACUCACAACGUGCUGGAGCGCCAGCGGAGGAACGAGCUCAAGCUGAGCUUCUUCGCCCUGCGGGACGAGAUCCCCGAGGUGGCCAACAACGAGAAGGCGGCCAAGGUGGUGAUCUUGAAGAAGGCGGCCGAGUGCAUCUGCAGCAUGCAGUCGGACGAGCACAGACUCCAGUCUCUCAAGGAGCAGCUGAGGAGGAAGAGUGAACUUUUAAAGCAGAGACUCUUGCAGCUGCAGAGCGCUUAAACUUUUUUUGUUUUGUUGGCCUUUUUGUUCUUGUUUUUUUUUUUUUUUUUUUUUUAAAUGCAAGUUCAAGACUGUACAGUUGUUGCAUGCAAAUGCAGGAAAUAAGGAUGUUUGGAAUCAUUGUUUGAUUUCAAUGUUGAAACUGCCUCAAUUGACGUUAUGGUUGGAUUUAAAUAUUUAAAGUUUAUUUUAUUAAUAAAAUAUUAAAAAAUAGGGCUUCACAGUUCAGGGGGGCCCAAAUUUAAAAUAUACAUUUUUAUGUUUUGUAUAUAAUUAAUAUUUCCUAAGAAAAUGUAUUUUUGGAUCUCAAUUGUCUGGAUGUUCAGACUCAGUGUUUGUUUUUUCAUUAUGUUCCUAGAUUCUUUUUUCAAAUAUAAAAACAAUGGU
Dunckerocampus dactyliophorus (ringed pipefish) is the source of this 2260-nucleotide messenger RNA. Its product is annotated as transcriptional regulator Myc-like. Gene Ontology annotation, biological process: positive regulation of cell population proliferation; regulation of transcription by RNA polymerase II. The record is from RefSeq and is a predicted model, not a curated record. Lineage: Eukaryota; Metazoa; Chordata; Actinopteri; Syngnathiformes; Syngnathidae. Gene Ontology annotation, molecular function: DNA-binding transcription factor activity, RNA polymerase II-specific; RNA polymerase II cis-regulatory region sequence-specific DNA binding; protein dimerization activity. The transcript is spliced from 3 exons. Bases 524 to 1873 code for a protein of 449 amino acids.